Tarenaya hassleriana is the source of this 2520-nucleotide messenger RNA. RefSeq lists its product as uncharacterized. The transcript is spliced from 2 exons. NCBI's taxonomy places the organism in Eukaryota, Viridiplantae, Streptophyta, Magnoliopsida, Brassicales, Cleomaceae. The record is from RefSeq and is a predicted model, not a curated record. Bases 160 to 2340 code for a protein of 726 amino acids.
CCGACGAAAACCGUAAAAAAAAAAAAAAAAAAAUCGUAACGACGCAAAAGGGAAAAAUUUCUUCGGGGAAGGUUCAUCAAUGGCGAACCGGUGAUUCAGUCCUCACAUCAACUGCUGUAGUUUCCAUUAGAGGAAGAGAGGAUAAAGUAGGUGGCUCGAAUGGAAUGCAACAGAGAGGAGGCUAGAAGAGCGAGAGACGCUGCGAAGAAGAAAUUUUUAGCAAAAGAUGUUUCAGCGGCCAGGAAAUUCGCACAGAAAGCUCAGAUGCUGUGUCCCGAGCUCGAAGGGAUUUCUCAGAUGCUAGCUACGAUUGAUGUGCAUUUGUCUGCUCAGAACAUAAUCAACGGCGAGAUAGAUUACUACAGUGUUCUUGGUCUGAAGCCGGAAGCCGAUGACGGGACAGUGAGGAAACAGUACAGGAAAAUGGCUGUGAUGCUUCAUCCCGAUAAGAACAAGUCGGUGGGAGCAGAGGAAGCGUUCAAGUAUCUUUCGCAAGCAUGGGGUGUGUUCUCUGACAAGGCCAAGAGAGCUGAGUAUGAUCAGAAAAGAAACGUGGGAAUGUAUGAAAAGUCUUCGACUUUGGGAGGGACUUCUUCAUUGGCGAAUCCUGCAGUGACUAACGGCCUUCGAAAAGUUACGAAAGUUAGUGGUAGUACUUCCAAAGUGAAGAAUUCGAAGAGAGGAACCAACCGGGCAGGUGAUGCCUCUGCUGCUUCUUCAUCCCGUGAAAAGAUAGCAGACGGUACCUUUUGGACUGUGUGUCGAAGCUGUAGGACCCAGUAUGAGUAUCAUCGUGUUUACCUCAAUCAGAAUCUCCUCUGUCCGAACUGUCGCAAUCCAUUUAUAGCUGUAGAGACAGCUCCUCCCGGUUCAGGUUCGAUCCGUAAGAGCUUUCAUGAGCAUCAGUUCAACUCUAUCCAUCAAGCAACUGGCAGAAAGAAAAAUGCCUCUGUCAGAGACAAUGGGGUGUAUGGUGAUUAUGAUUCAUAUGGCCAUGCCAAUUAUCAGUGGGGUGUGUAUUCCGGAACGCAAAAUGCAGCUGGACAGACCGGACCACGUAGAGACGAGGGUGUCCGUAGAAAAUAUACGAAAAGAGUGGGCGGUGGUUCAUCAACCACAAGUGCUCCGAAAAGAAGAAGGGGUCUGGAAAACACAGGCGCCAGUGGUAUUACCAGUGCAGGAGUUGCUACGAAAUCAGACAGUGCAAAAGAAUAUACCGAGCAAGAGCUGCAGAGUUUAUUCAAGAGGAAAGCUAUGCAAGAAAUCUGCAGACAGCUUCAAGAAACACAUAGAGGCAAUGACAGUGGAACAGCUGCAAAAAGGAGGAAGAUCGAUGGUGAGGAAAACAAUGGGCGGAUUGAGAAUUCUUCAGAAAGCGGAAAUGCAUGUGAACGAAGCAAUGGAGUCAGUGAAUCAGGCCUUGUGGACUCAAUUCACUGCACUAGCGGUGUCGAGAAGGAUUCGAAGUUCUCGGAAGCAUUAAUGGUUGAUGUUCCUGAUCCAGAUUUUUGCGACUUUGACAAGGAUCGGACCGAAAUGUCGUUUAGUGAUAACCAGAUAUGGGCUGCUUAUGAUUCUUUUGAUGGAAUGCCCCGAUCCUAUGCCGUGAUACACAAUGUUUUCUCCUUAGAUCCGUUCAAGUUGCGUAUUAGCUGGCUUGCUUGGGAAACAAAAGGCGAAUUGAGCUCGUUAAAGUGGCUCGGUUCUGGUAUUUCUAAAACAUGUGGAGAGUUUAGAGCUGGAAAGCCUGGAAUCUGCAGAUCACCUUACCUUUUCUCGCACAAAGUUAAAUGGACGAAAGGCGAUGAUGGGCAGUUCCGGAUCUAUCCCAGGAAAGGCGACGUCUGGGCUCUGUACAGGAAUUGGUCCCCGGACUGGAACUAUCUCGCAGGAGGUGAAACGAUCAUGUAUGACAUAGUUGAAGUGCUCGAGGGUUAUACCGAAGAAUAUGGUGGUGUAUCAGUUGUUCCCUUGGUGAAAGUUGCUGGUUUCAAGGCUGUUUUUCACCAUCACUUGGAUUCCCGAGAAGUUAGGACGAUCCCGAGGGAGGAAAUUUCCCGAUUUUCUCAUCGGAUCCCUUCAAUCUUGCUUACGGGUCGGGAAGCACCGGCUGCUCCCAAAGGCUGUAUACAGCUCGAUCCUGCAGCAACACCGUCCGAUUUUCUUCGGGUUAUCAGUCAUAGGGAGGCAGAAGACGAUCCAAUGGAGGAAGAACCGAGCAAAGAAGAGGGUGUAGUGAAAUACAUUGAUCUUGAUGGAAGAGAGGAAAAGGUAGAUGAGGAGACAGUAGACAUUCUUACAGGCACCCCACUGAAGGAGAAGGAUGAAGACAAUGGCUGAAGCCUAUUCUCCUUACCCUUUUGGCCAAACUUAAAUUUUCCGGCUUUUGUAAGAAGAAGAAGAUGAAGAAGAAGGCAAAACUGCAAGACAGAUGAGAGGCAAACCAAUCUAACACUCCGCAAAAGAAGAGGAGACAGUCACUGAAACAUGAAUCCAAGUUUUGUCAUUAUAUAUAUAUAU